Molecule: messenger RNA, 1948 nt
Organism: Prinia subflava (tawny-flanked prinia)
Lineage: Eukaryota; Metazoa; Chordata; Aves; Passeriformes; Cisticolidae
Gene: SH3BGR
Product: SH3 domain binding glutamate rich protein
Exons: 7
Coding region: 765-1409 (214 amino acids)
Cellular component (GO): cytoplasm
Source: RefSeq, a predicted model, not a curated record
UGCAAAAAGAAGGAGAAAAUGCAACAAUAGGGUCUGGGUACAUCGAGUCAGGCAAAUCAGUAGCAGGCAGUGUCCUGACACACAUUUAUGUCAGGAAAGUCCCUGAGCCCUGUAGUGUAGAUGAUGAUCUGAAUUCUUUAAAGCUGAGAGCGUUCAUAACUAGGGCUUAUUUCAAGACGAUCUCUGCUACAAUUACUUCUGCAUCUGUGCUCCCCUUGCUUUCCCCUUCCCCUUUAUAACCUCAAAUUUCCAGCUACAACUCCAAAGCCUUGUAGUGCUCUGGGAAAAGCUCUUUCCUGCCGGGCAUAGCAGUGACGGUGCCCAUGCAACCCGACAGCUUUGGGAUUGCCCCCAACACGAAGCUGCCAGCUCCCCGUCCCUUUCUCCCUUCCCAGUUGUCCCUUCCCCCUCUCCCGAAUAUUUCUCCAGCCCUGUCUCAUUGGUGCACUACUCUCCCUUGCCUUUUUUGGGCUGCCACCCUGUCAAUCUAAUGCAAUAAGGCCAGGGGCAGGUGCAAACCCCUUGCUCUGGCUCCUCUUACUGACCAAUCCUCGUCCCAAAAUACCCAAGAGCCAAUGGAGUGGGAAAAGCCGGGAUCCCGGGGAGAGGGAAGGAGGGCAAAGCUGUCGGAUUUCGAGGGGGAGGGGGCAUGCAUUUAGGACCCGGCUUCUCCCAGGAGCUGCGGAACAUUUGGAUUCCUCCGGGGAUCGUGGUGACUUGGGGAUAGCAGGGCUGCUCUGCUGAUUCACUGCCACACUGCCAGCAUGGUGAUCAAAGUCUUUGUGGCCACAUCCUCGGGGUCUACAGCGAUAAAAAAGAAACAGCAAGAAGUCGUGGGCUUUUUAGAGGCCAACAAGAUUGACUUUCAGCAAAUGGACAUAGCAGGAGAUGAGGACAAUAGGAAAUGGAUGAGAGAAAAUGUCCCAGGUGAAAAAAAGCCUCAAAAUGGAAUUCCUCUCCCUCCACAGAUCUUCAAUGAGGAGCGGUACUGUGGGGAUUUUGAAUCCUUUUUCUCUGCUAAGGAAGAAAAUAUUAUUUAUUCGUUCCUGGGCCUUGCUCCUCCUCCAGGCACAAAGGAGAGUGAAAAGUCUGAUGCCACAGAGAAGUCUGAUGCCACAGAGGAAAAAUCUGAUGCCACAGAGGAGAAGUCUGAUGCCACAGAGGAGAAAUCAGAAUCCACACAAGAUAAAUCUGAUUCCAAGGAUGAAAAAUCUGAUGCCACGAAUGAAACUGAGGCACACACAGAAGACAAGGCAGAUGAAGGGGCUGCUGAAGAGGCUCAGUCUGACCAGACACCUCCAGAAGGAGGUCAACAGGAAGGCAAGGAAGAACAUGCAACAACAGGGGAAGAAGAAAAGCAGGGAGAUGGAGAAGAAAAGGAAGAGGCGGAGGAGCAGGAAGAGUCUUAGAACAGUUCCCUAUGACACAAUAUUUCUUGAACAGGUUUUCAGGAAGCACCAGCUGGAGCCACCCCACCAAACAAAAGAAAAAUCCCUUUCUCAAGCAAAGCACCACUACCUUUUGUGCCUGUAUGAACAUAAAAACAAAACCAGAACACAGACACCACUCUGUCCCACCUGUAGCCUUUAUAUAUAUAUUUGGUAUUCCAGUUGCUUGUUAAAAUGGAUCUCAUGUCUGACAGAUGGUAUUUCAGUCAAUUGUUGUGUGUUGGGAUAGUUUUGUCCAUGUCACAUGUAGAUUGUGAGCUCUCCAGGGCAGGAACCGUGUCUCUCUCCAUGUCCAAACACUGCCAAGCACGUUGCUGCCACUCAGCAGCCAACUGCACUCACACCAGUGACGUCUUCAGAGGAAAAGAAAUUCAGCACCAAAAACUGCAAAGAGGCUUCCUGUACACCAGCCAUGUGAGUCACUUCUCCCUCAGCUGGCAUUUGAAAAUGAUUGAGAUUCCCAUUGUGCAGCAGUUUAAAUAAAUGUGUUUUCUGUCGUA